Diatraea saccharalis (sugarcane borer) is the source of this 751-nucleotide messenger RNA. The record is from the annotation of a GenBank genome assembly. Lineage: Eukaryota; Metazoa; Arthropoda; Insecta; Lepidoptera; Crambidae.
AGCUUAAACAGGUUGAAAAAUCAUAAUAAACAGUAUAGUUUAUACUGUAUACAAUAUGAAAUGUAGAAUAAAUUUUUGUUAAUAAGAUUUGAUAUUUCAAAUGAUCGAUUCACAUCACGAUCGCCAUCCCUACUUAUCAGCUGAUGUUAGUGAGUGUCAACUCACUGGUUAACAUUGAAAUUUUGUUUACUUAUUUAUUUAAGGUACAUUUUAUGUAGUUUGUGGGUAAAUUAAAAAACAUCUUCACAAUUUUAGGUAAUUGCAUAAAAAUUCUACUUGUAUAUGGUCAAUACUAUAUUUAAAGGCAGUUUCUUAUAGCAUGAAGUUAUUUAAAAAUGAAGAAAGUACAAGGGAAUGAUUCCUUUCAGCGAAUUAAUUAUCUACAUCAGGUUAGUAAAUACAUGUCGAUGAAGAAUCCUGCACUUUCAUCUUACUAUGGUAACCUUAUUGUAAGUAUCGCCAAGAAGAAUGUCUUGAAGAUCCAUCCUGAUAUCAAAAGACAAAUGUGCAAGAAAUGCAGAUGCACUCUUAUACACAAUGUCACUGGCAAAAUGAAGAUUAGAAAUAAGAACAAAUUGAAAUUUGUUGUAUGGACAUGUUCUAUCUGCAAAACAGAAAGAAAGCUACCGAUAGAUAAAAAUAAAGAUCAUACAUUAUGGGUUGAUAAGCCAGAAGCUGUAGUUGAGAUAAUAAACUAGAAUUAAAACAUUAUUCUUUCAUUGAUCCUUAAUGAAUGUUUAUACAACUGAGC